CCUCCCGCACCGCGAGGGCCGCGCCGGGGCAGAGCGGCGCGGGCGGGCGGAGGCUCCUGCCGGCUGCAGGGGCUCCGGGUCGCCGCCUCCCGCGGCGCACGUGCGGCUGCAGCCGUGCGCCGAGCUCCCGCCCCGCGGCUGCUUUGUUGCCUCUGGGCUGCCGGCACCAUGCACACUCCGGACUCCGCGGGCCCGGGCGACGCGCGUGCGCCCUGUGGCAGUGAGGAGUGACUGUUCCUAAGUAAGGAACAAGGCUCAGCCAGCAUGGGCUCCCCCUUCUUGGCGCUGAUAAAGUUGAGCCACUGGAAAGUUCUGCCAUGGUGGACAUCAUGGACAUCUGUGAGUCAAUCCUGGAGAGGAAAAGGCAUGAUAGUGAAAGGUCUACAUGCAGUAUCUUGGAGCAGAAUGACAUCGAAGCAGUUGAGGCUCUUGUUUGCAUGAGCUCCUGGGGUCAAAGAUCCCAGAAAGGUGACCUGUUAAAGAUAAGACCCCUCACACCUGUCUCUGACCCUGGGGACGUCACCAGCACUGUGCAUGUGGACACAGCCACGCCUGAGCUACCAAAGGACUUCGACUCUUUAUCGACUCUGUGCAUGACUCCUCCUCAGAGCCCUGAUCUUGUGGAGCCAUCGACGGGGACACCUGUUCCUUCCCAAGUAACUGAUUCCAAAGCAUGCAUGGUCAAGACCAUCACCCCAGCUUCUGCUGGGGCAGCCAAAGUGCUGAGCAGGAAGGCGGAGAGGGGCCUUCCGGAUCUGAAGACAGAGUCACUGGAGCCAGCCUCCAGUAACCCCUGCAGGCCCAUGGUGACAAGUGUCAUCCGCCACACAGGGGAGAGCCCUGCUUCUGGUCAGAUGCCUACUGCCCAGAUUCCAGAAUGCCAACUUUCUGUCAACAGAGAAGGAGCAGCACAGUUUCUGGGACAUCCUGAAGCUUCGCUGGGGACACAGCUCACAGACAGUCUACUGAACACUAACUCAGUGUCGUGUCAGCCUUGCUUGCACAAGUCUGUUGGCCUGGUCCCCGCUGACAAAGGCCAGCAGACAGGGUGGCCUGUCGCAAUUCAAACCUGCUCACCAAAGAAUUAUGAAAGUGACUUGCCAAGGAAAGCAACCCCUCUGGUUUCUGUCCCUGUCCCCAGUUCCCCUGUCUUUUGCCAAAUGAUCCCUGUGACUGGACAGAGUGGCAUGUUCUCAGCUUUUCUGAAACCUCCUCCCCAAGUGUCUGCAGGGACUGUCAAACCCAUCCUUCCCCAUGCUGCUGCAGUGCCCCAGCCUGUGUUCGUGGGACCGCCUGUGCCUCAGGGAGCUGUGAUGCUGGUCCUACCCCAGGCGGCCCUCCCCCAGCCUGCCACCUCGGUGUCCAGUGUCGUGGCUGUGGGGAAUAGCAAGUUCUUGCCCCUCGCCCCUGCCCCAGUGUUCAUUGCCUCCGGUCAAAACUGUGCCCCUCAGGUAGACUUUUCCCGAAGGAGAAAUUAUGUUUGCAACUUCCCAGGUUGCCGGAAAACCUACUUCAAAAGUUCCCACCUCAAGGCUCAUCUUCGCACCCACACAGGAGAGAAGCCUUUUAACUGUAACUGGGACGGCUGUGAUAAAAAAUUUGCUCGAUCCGACGAACUGUCCCGCCACCGGCGAACUCACACCGGGGAGAAGAAGUUCGCGUGCCCCGCGUGCGAGCGGCGCUUCAUGCGCAGCGACCACCUGACCAAGCACGCCCGGCGCCACGUGACCACCCGGAAGGCCCCGGGCUGGCAGGCGGAGGUGGGCCGGCUCAGCGCGCUCGCCUCGGCCGAGAAGCCGGGGGCCCCGGGGGCCGUGCCGGCCUCCGCCUGAGAGCUCGGCCGGGGAGCUGCCCGGCAGCUGGAGGAGGCGUUUUUCAGGAUUGGAACUGAUGGUUUUCUCUCCCCCCCAAAAUGGGGGGGGGGGGGUUGCAGGAGAAAGCGGGGAGCUGGUUCUGAUGAAAGUAUGUUAAACUUUUCCUUUUUUGGUUGGGACCCUGUUCAAUCUCUUUUGUAGUUUCAGAAGUUUUUUUUUUUUUUUUUUUUUGAGGAAAUGGAAGAAAAUUGGAUCAUCUGAAUCACCAGCAUUCAAACCGACAUUUCGGCAAUAAGGUUUACAAAAUCUGGAUUUUUACAACCUUUCUAUUCAUGUUUUGUAGAACUGAGACAGGGUACUAAUUUUUAUACUGUUUUUUAUUACAAUAUUUAUAUUGUUGGUGUUCCAACCACCAAUUUCUAGAUAAGUGAUUUUACAGUCUUCUUUUCAGUGUUCAACAAUGGUUUUCGUAAUAACUCUACUUUUGGUAAAUUUGGCACAUUAUUCAGCCACAGAAAAAAACAAAACAAA
This is a messenger RNA of Lutra lutra (Eurasian river otter), 2345 nucleotides long. It is a transcript of the gene KLF11, whose product is annotated as KLF transcription factor 11. The transcript has 5 exons. NCBI's taxonomy places the organism in Eukaryota, Metazoa, Chordata, Mammalia, Carnivora, Mustelidae. The record is from RefSeq and is a predicted model, not a curated record. Gene Ontology annotation, biological process: regulation of transcription by RNA polymerase II. The coding region runs from base 318 to 1832 and encodes 504 amino acids. Gene Ontology annotation, molecular function: RNA polymerase II cis-regulatory region sequence-specific DNA binding; DNA-binding transcription factor activity, RNA polymerase II-specific.